AUGAAGGUCGUCGUCAUCAGUGGCGGAAGUGCCACCAAUCAUCUUGUCGAGGCCUUCCAAGAACACGAGGUGACCUAUAUCCUUCCAGUGUCUGACAAUGGAGGGUCUAGUGGUGAAUUGAGCAGAGUUUUUGGGCAAUGUCCCAUUGGCGACAUACGCUCGCGGCUUGUGCGGCUUAUGAGGAACGGCUCUGUGCGGCGUCUGAUGGAGAUGCGGCUCUCGAGGAAGGAAGAAGUUGCACAAUUACAGUGGAGAGAGCUACUCAGUGGAGAAGAAUGUAUGUGGAGUGGUGUAUGUCUCCCAAUUAGGGAGGAGAUUUCAGGUGUCCUUAAGAGGGCCAAUGGCAAAAUCAGGGGGACUGAUUACCGGUUCAGUAUGGCGAGUGUGGGGAAUCUCUGCAUUCUUGGAGCUCCAAAGGUAUCUGAGGGACUCCUGUUGCUGCGGCGAUGGGGGGAUGUCCCCCCAAACGUACAUGUUGAAGGAGUACUAGACGUGGACAAGUGCCAAGGUGGGUACGAAUUGGGGGCCUUACUUGCUGACGGGACGCAUAUUUACGGUCAGUCCCAGAUCUCGCAUCCGAGCUCCAAUGGUGAGGAGUUACAUUUCGACAAGCAUGUCUCCUCGCAGCAGUGGUUAACUAGUCCAAUCAAGGACGUCUACUACAUGGGGCUAAAGGACAUACGCCCCUAUGUCAACAAUAAGGUGGUGGAGAGUGUCCGGGAAUGUCACGUUCUUGUGGUGAGUGUAGGAUCUCUAUGGACAAGUUUGGUUCCUGUACUUAAGGUAUUACGUUUACAUAGACAAGACUAUCUUUGCAAGAGUGUGCUAAUUCUCGUCAAUGCCAGACUAGACGCAGAUCGCGAAACGCACUCUCUCACGGGAGAAGAGUAUGUCCACAUUAUAGAAGAAGAGCUCGGGAUGAUCGACACUGCUGCUAGUAAUCAGCCUAAUAGUAACACUAGCUCCAAUGGAAGCAUAUACUCUAGUCGGAAAAUCGUGCUAUACCCGCACACCGACAACGGCCACACAGUGCACGAGGUGCGCAAAACCCUCAACGCGCUCGCCCCGCGCGAAAGGGAGGGCUAG
Molecule: messenger RNA, 1086 nt
Organism: Pichia kudriavzevii
Lineage: Eukaryota; Fungi; Ascomycota; Pichiomycetes; Pichiales; Pichiaceae
Exons: 1
Coding region: 1-1086 (361 amino acids)
Molecular function (GO): LPPG:FO 2-phospho-L-lactate transferase activity
Source: RefSeq, a predicted model, not a curated record